GCGGUGCUGAAAGAAUCCACCCAGUAUAUUGAGAGCGCGCCGCAUUGGGUGGCUGUUGCAAAUGCCUGGUGGCGACAUCCCGAAGGGCGGGACUCUUCGCUCAAGGACAGAUGGGAAGAUUAUCCUGCGGUGCACAUAAGCUGGACUGACGCAAAGGCAUACUGCGAAUGGGCUGGCAAGCGGUUACCCACUGAAGCUGAGUGGGAAAACGCG
Symbiodinium pilosum is the source of this 213-nucleotide messenger RNA. The record is from the annotation of a GenBank genome assembly. NCBI's taxonomy places the organism in Eukaryota, Dinophyceae, Suessiales, Symbiodiniaceae.